CCAGUUCAAAUAAAGACGGCGGGUGAACAUGGCGCGCCAGACCUGGUCAGCGAAGUGAUCGCGCUCCCUUUGUUCCGCAUAGAAGAUGUGGAGGGUGAAAACCCUGAACCUCGGCCUGACGCCUUCGCCCCAGCCGGGAAAAGCAACGAUGAGGACUCCUCUCCGAGAACUUACCCUGCAGGCCGGCGCCCUCACCGACUCAGGAAAAGGACCCCCUGCGUGCUCCUCGCUCACCCCAUCCCUGUCCAAGUUGGGGCUGCAGGAGGGCAGGAACAACUCAUCUCCAGUGAGUUCUUUCAAUGUCAAGAAGACAAACUUGCCUUCAGAACAACUCACCCACCCUUCAAGGAGCCUAGGAACUUGUCAGCAUGAAUCAGCUGAGCAGCUCCUAGAUCCAGCUCCUCAAACCAAUCUUAAUCUCAGAACACCUGAGAAAGCAGCAGGCCCAGAGAGCUAUGCAGCAGACCCAGCGGGUGACUGUGUAGUGAAGACCACGGUUCUCAUGCCUCUCCCAGUAGCGCAGCAGCAAGGCGGGAUGCUUGAGGCCCUCUCAGAUACUGUAGCUCAGAAAGAGGGCAGCUCUGCAAAUGAGCCUUUGAGGACAGAAGAGCCGGUGAGAAAUGAGGUGGCACCCUGUAUUGAUGACAGCUUUUUAGAAGUUGCUGCUAUGCCUGAGAAACUUACAUUUCUGGAGUCUCCAUCUUUUCUCUUGGAAUAUUCACCAAAACUCUAUUGUGAGCAACAAUCACACUGCUCCAAAGAAAGCCCAAAGGACAGUAGGAUCGAAACUAUACCUGAGGACUUGGUACCUUCUGAUAAUAAUGUCUUACAGUCUUCCAUACUCUGGCUUUCCCCUUCAACUACCUUAUCAGUAGAUUUCCCUGUUAAUCUUGUAGACCCUGGAGAGGAAGCUGUAGAGCACAGAAUGACACAGGCAGCAGAAAUGAACUUUCCUACACUCUCUGAGGAGGCUGAAUUGGGAGACCAAGCACUUAUCUCAAAUCUGGAAGAUGUCCUGCCCAUAUGUCCGACAUCAAAUCCAGCAGAAAUGGAAUCCCAGGCAGAUCAAGGCCCAACAUUAGAAGAUACCAGUAGGAUUCUUGCCACUGAUUCAGAACCUUGGAUGUCACCAUUGGCUUGGUUAGAAAAAGGUGUGAAUACCUCAGCCAUGCUGGAAAAUCUCCGCCAAAGCUUAUCCCUUCCUUCUGUGCUUCAGGAUGCUGCCAUUGGCAACACACCUCUCUCUACUUGCUCUGUGGGAACGUGGUUCACUCCGCCAGCCCCACAGGAAGAGAGUACAAACAAGCUUCAAACAGAGGGUGCGAAGGACAGUCUUUUAGAGACAGAGCGCCUCCUGUGGGGCCAUCGUCCUCCAGAUUUGACUGCCUUGUCUCGACAUGAUUUGGAAGAUAACUUGCUGAGCUCCCUUGUCAUACUACAAGUUCUGUUCCUCCAGCUACAGGCCUGGAAGAGCCAACUGACUGUCCCUCAUGCGGAAGCCAAAGACAGCAGUACACAGACCGACAGCUCUCUCCUUGGGGUAACUAAGAAACCUCAAUAUCUUCAGGAGAGCCAGGAGACUAGACAGGCCCUGCAGCAGGCCAAGAAUAUCAUGCAAUCAUGGGUGCUAGUCUCUAAAGAGCUGAUGCCUUUGCUUCACCUGUCUCUAUUGCACUUAGAGGAAGACAGAGUGACUGUGAGUCGGGAAUCCCAGCGUGCAGAAACAUUGGUUUCCUGCUGUUCUGAUGUAGUGAAGAAACUGAGAACAAAGCUCCAGAGCCUCAAAACAGAAAGGGAGGAGGCAAGGCACAGAGAGGAAAUGGCCCUCCAAGGCAAAGAUGGGGCGGAGGCAGUACUGGAGGUUUUCUGUGCACAUGCCAGCCAGCGCAUCAGCCAGCUGGAACAGGAUUUGACAUCCAUGAGGGAAUUCAGAAGCCUUCUACAAGAAGCCCAGACUCGACUGAUAGGGCUUCAUACUGAGCAAGAAGAGCUGGCUCAGCAGACAGUGAGCCUGACUUCUACCUUGCACCAGGACUGGACUUCAAUGCAAGCAGACUAUGGGACAUGGACAGCUUUGCUGAGUCGAUCUCGACAACUUACAGAGAAACUCACUGCCAAGAGCCAGCAGGCCCUGUGGGAACGAGAUGCUGCAGUUGCAGAAAAGCAACAGAUUUCCAAGGAGCUGGAACAAGUCUUUGCCCAUUUAGAAGACUGUAAAGGCCAAAUAGAACAACUGAAGUUGGAAAAUAGCCGCCUAACAACAGAUCUCCAGACUCAGCUACAGAUUCUGGCCAGCACGGACAGCCAACUAAAAGAAUUGCAGAGCCAACAUGCCCACUGUGCCCAGGACUUGGCCACAAAGGAUGAGUUGCUAUGCCAACUUACCCAGAGCAAUGAGGAGCAGGCUGCUCAGUGGCAAAAGGAAGAGAUGGCACUGAAACACAGGGUGGCAGAACUGCAGCAUCAGCAGGCUGUGUUGGCUAAGGAGGUGCAGGACCUGAAGGAGACCUUGGAGUUUGCAGACCAAGAAAGUCAGGUUGCUCACCUGGAGCUGGGCCAGAUCGAGUGUCAGCUGAACACCACACUCCACGUACUUCGGGAGCGCAGCCUGCAAUGUGAGAAUCUCAAGGACACUGUCGAAAACCUCAAGGCUGAGCUGGCCAGCACCACUGCCAAGCACCAGGAACAAACCCUGGAGAAGACACAGCAGUAUUCUCAAGAGUUAUGGCUGUUGAUAGAGCAGAUACAGAGCCUGACCCACUUCCUCCAGACAAAAGUAAAGGAGAAGGCUGAAUCAGAAACCGUUCCGUCGAGCACAGCCUGUACUUCAGCUCAGGAACACCCUCUGCCUGAUGAUAGUACCAUGUCAGGAAACAUCUCUGCAGCAACAGCAGAUGAAGAACCAGAAUCAGCUCCUGUGCCCUUGCUUGGAAGUGACACCAGUGCUUUCACCCGAGUAACAUCAAUGGUUUCCCUUCAGCCUACAGAGACCCCAAGCCUGGAGAAGAGCCUGGCAGAAAUGAGUACUAUGCUUGUUGAUCUUCAAAGCCUAUGUGGUCUGCUGCAUGAGUCUAAGGAAGAAGCCAUUGGGGCUCUGCAGAGAAAACUUUGUGAUCUGCAGGCUAGGCUUGAGGCCCAGGAAGAACAUUAUCAGGAGGCUCAGAAGACAAAGGAAGCAGACAUAGAGAAGCUGAACCAGGCCUUGUGCUUGCGCUACAAGAAUGAAAAGGAGCUACAGGAAGUGGUACAGAAGCAGAGUGAGAAGAUCCUGGAGCAGAUUGACAAGAGCGGCGAGCUAAUUAGCCUCAGAGAGGAGGUGACCCAGCUCACCCACUUGCUUCGGCGUGCGGAGACAGAGACUAAAGUGCUCCAGGAAGCUCUGGAGGGCCAGCUGGACCCCAACUGCCAGUUGAUGGCCACUAACUGGAUCCAGGAGAAAGUGUCUCUUUGUCAGGAGGUGGACAAGCUGAGGGUCAUGUUCCUGGAGAUGAAAAACGAGAAAGCAAAACUCGUGGUCAAGUAUCAGAGCCAUAGAAACAUCCUAGAGGAGAACCUUAGGCGCUCUGACACAGAGUUGAAGAAACUAGAUGACACUGUGCAGCAUAUUUAUGAGACGCUGCUGUCCAUCCCAGAGGUAGUGAGGAGCUGCAAGGAGCUACAGGGACUGCUAGAAUUUCUGAGCUAAGAAACUGAAAGCAGCAGAGCGCACCUGUGGUUCCAGUUAUGACAGAGGCUGAGGCAGGAGUGUCUGCUUGAGCCUGAGUUCAAGACCUACAUGGGCAACAUCCCAAGAAAGAAGCCUAAAGCUGGAUUCUGCUUCAUCCCUGAGUAGUCCCUUGCCCCAACUAGGACCAACUGGCAUAGAGCCAACUAUAUUUUAUGCUAUUUAAAUAAAGUAUAUUUAAUAGUC
Molecule: messenger RNA, 3910 nt
Organism: Jaculus jaculus (lesser Egyptian jerboa)
Lineage: Eukaryota; Metazoa; Chordata; Mammalia; Rodentia; Dipodidae
Gene: Spag5
Product: sperm associated antigen 5
Exons: 24
Coding region: 86-3685 (1199 amino acids)
Biological process (GO): cell division; regulation of attachment of spindle microtubules to kinetochore
Source: RefSeq, a predicted model, not a curated record